Molecule: messenger RNA, 14246 nt
Organism: Biomphalaria glabrata
Lineage: Eukaryota; Metazoa; Mollusca; Gastropoda; Planorbidae
Product: potassium voltage-gated channel subfamily A member 2-like
Exons: 2
Coding region: 469-1815 (448 amino acids)
Biological process (GO): potassium ion transmembrane transport; protein homooligomerization
Cellular component (GO): voltage-gated potassium channel complex; membrane
Molecular function (GO): delayed rectifier potassium channel activity; protein binding
Source: RefSeq, a predicted model, not a curated record
GACAGUAGACUUAGACAGUAGACUUAGACAGUAGAUUUAGACAGUAAACUUAGACAGUAGAUUUAGACAAAAACAAAGGCUUAAAAAAGACUGAAUUUGUAUGAUAUUUCUUAAAUGCUUUAUAUAUAGAAUGCGGCCUUUUAGGAAAAUACCGAAAAUAAAAUACAAAGGUUUGAUAGAAAGAUAGUAUUUUUUUCGCGAAUUGCAGUGGUCAGGUUGCGAAUCUGUCAAAACCGGUUCUUAGCAAGCACCUAGGAGGUAAAAAGAAAAUGUGUACAAAAUUUCACGUGGAUCUGUACGACAGUUAAAGAUAUCUCUUGAUCAAUUAGAAGAUCUGUUGGUCAGUGCCAAGCACUCAAAAUGCUUCAACGUGAACACAUGACCAUGCAACUAAAACAAGAUUUACUCAACCAUCUAGACACUGUUAGUACACUAUCAGUACUAAUACUCUGAUGACUGUUCGCCCUGAUGGCGGUUGUGUCUUUACACAACCAGGCGCCCUACAGGCGCACUUACAGCAGCCGUGAACGAGUGAAUGUAGACUCGGAAAGAAAUGACCCGUGGCUACACUCGGGAGAUAGUGCAGGGAGUAACUCCAAUAUUGCUCGCCCUGUCAAGCCUUCAGCACCCCGUCGUAGAUGUGUGACACUUGAUGGUGAGUUACUUCCCAUUCAGCACACUUGUCAGUUGAGUACUUGUGAUCGAAUCACUAUCAACGUCAGCGGCAAGUACUUUGAAACUUGGAGGAAAACUCUAGAAGACCAUCCCAACACACUUCUUGGAGACCCAGACCGACGGAGUCAAUAUUAUGAUAAAUACAAGGACGAAUAUUUUUUCGACCGUCAUCGCCCAACAUUCGAUGCAAUAUUUGAAUACUAUCUGUACGGUGGUGGGUUAAAGAGACCUCCUCCAGUUCCAGAUGAUGUGUUUCUCACUGAGUUGGACUUUUUCGAAAUCGAACGUCCGGUUAUAGAAAAGUAUAGGCGAGGAGAGGGCUACAUAAUGGAAAAUGUCAUUCUCCCAGAACGAGGCUUGAAACGUAAAGUAUGGAUGUUGAUGGAAUACCCCGAGACCUCACUUUGUGCUUACAUCAUAGCAAUUAUAUCUGUUCUAAUCACUACAGCUUCCAUUGCGCUCUUCUGUGUGGAGACUUUGCCAGGACUUAGUUCAGAACAUUGUGUCCAAAAUCAAGAUCCCAAUUGGGGCGAUCCAUUCUUUCUGGUAGAAACCAUUUGCUCGGCUUGGUUCACUUUUGAAGUUCUUAUUCGUCUGUUUGCAUGUCCAAGUAAAGUGGCUUUCUUUAAAGACUUUAAAAAUCUAGUGGAUGUUACAGCAGUGAUUCCAUAUUAUGUUGGUUUAUUCAAUAUAUUGUCUACUAUGUCAUGCGAUAGUGCUAAAUCUUCUGCAUCUCUAGCAUUUCUCAGGGUGUUCAGACUUGUUCGGAUAUUUAAGUUAACGAAACACUCAGCCGGGCUCCAAGUUCUAAUACUGACAUUUAAAGCAAGCGUUGAAGGAUUGUGUCUUUUCCUUGUAGCUUUGACGGUUUGUAUUUUAGUUUUCUCCAGUGCGGUUUAUUUUGCUGAAAUGGGGAUUGAAGGAUCACAAAUCAAAAGCAUUCCGGAUGGGUUUUGGUGGGCUAUUAUAACCAUGACAACAGUGGGCUAUGGUGACGUCGCUCCAAAAGGACCAAUGGGAAAGCUCUUAGGCUCCAUGUGUGCAGUUGCUGGAGUUCUCACAUUAGCGAUACCUGUCCCCAUCAUUACAGAGAACUUCAACAAGUUCUACUCACAUAAAACAGGCCGAGGUCGAAUUUAAAGGAUCUUAGUAUAAAUAGUAUCAUAAUACAGGUCACUUCGGAUGCUAGUACAGUACAAGCAACAUUUAGUGUUAUAUAAUCAAGAAAUUAAUAUUUAUAAGAUAUAUCUCUUAUGAGAUGUAGACCAAUAAUAUAUACACUAACAUAAUCAACGUCAAUGGUCAGUUAACAUUAAUCUACUUCAGUCACGUAAACAAACAGAUAUAUAGACAUUAUGUUCUCAAAUGAUCAAGAACUAAGAACACUAGUAUACAUAACAUUUUAGAAAAUACCUUCUGCAAAAGUAGGGAAUGAUCUAUACAAAGUAGGGAAUGUUGUUUGAUGGCAUAAGUAUGUUUUCUAUCAUGUGACACAAUUUUAGACUAGAAAUGUGCAAAUCUAAAGAGAUUGCUAAUGUUAAAAGAUCAUCAAUAUGGUGGUCAAUGUUGUUUAGAUAACAAAAAGCAACGACUCAUUUUGUUUGUUUUUUUAAACUAUUUUCACUUUAUGCAAUUUUUUAAUGUUAAAAUUACAUCCACUUUUACAUUUUACGUGUAAAUUAUAAUAUUGUAUCCAUUUUUAUAUUCUCUUUUAACAAUUAUUGUGUCUAUUUUCCAAUGUUUCACUUCUGCACUGUCUGAACAAUUUCUUGGAGUCCUCAAUAUUUCUUGGAGUUCUCAAUAUUUCUUGGAGUCUUCAAUAUUUCUUGGAGUCUUCAAUAUUUCUUGGAGUCUUCAAUAUUUCUUGGAGUCCUCAAUAUUUCUUGGAGUCUUCAAUAUUUCUUGGAGUCCUCAAUAUUUCUUGGAGUCCUCAAUAUUUCUUGGAGUCCUCAAUAUUUCUUCUGUAUUAGAUUUAGUCUGGUAGAAUCCCAUCAAGCACCUGACAAACUUAUUUGCAACUUCUUGAUUGAGUGUAAAAGGAAUAAGAAAAAGUGACUGCUAGGUGUUAGUCAAGAGCUUUACCUAAAGAUCUUGUGUCUUUAACUUUAUAUUGUAAUAAGGGUGAUUAGUUAAUUCAAAGAAAAUGUCCGAGAGGUAAUAUGUCUGUUUUAGUUGAUUGGCAUUCUGCAAAAAGUCUGAUGGGUAAUAUGUCUGUUUUAGUUGGUUGGCAUUCUGCAAAAAGUCUGAUGGGUAAUAUGUCUGUUUUAGUUGAUUGGCAUUCUGCAAAAAGUCUGAUGGGUAAUAUGUCUGUUUUAGUUGGUUGGCAUUCUGCAAAAAGUCUGAUGGGUAAUAUAUCUGUUUUAGUUGAUUGGCAUUCUGCAAAAAGUCUGAUGGGUAAUAUGUCUGUUUUAGUUGGUUGGCAUUCUGCAAAAAGUCUGAUGGGUAAUAUAUCUGUUUUAGUUGGUUGGCAUUCUGCAAAAUGUCGGAAAGGUAGUAUGUCUGUUUUAGUUGGUUGGCAUUCUGCAAAAUGUCGGAAAGGUAGUAUGUCUGUUUUAGUUGGUUGGCAUUCUGCAAAAUGUCGGAAAGGUAAUAUGUCUGUUUUAGUUGGUUGGCAUUCUGCAAAAUGUCGGAAAGGUAAUAUGUCUGUUUUAGUUGGUUGGCAUUCUGCAAAAAGUCUGAUGGGUAAUAUGUCUGUUUUAGUUGGUUGGCAUUCUGCAAAAAGUCUGAUGGGUAAUAUAUCUGUUUUAGUUGGUUGGCAUUCUGCAAAAUGUCGGAGAGGUAGUAUAUCUGUUUUAGUUGGUUGGCAUCCUGCAAAAUGUUGGCAAAUAAAUGUACGAGCAGGAGCGUGCACUAGCUUUGGCCACUGACAGUUUAGUGUUUAUAUAUAUAUAUAUAUAGAGAGAGAGAGAGCCUAGGCAAUAAAAAUAUGCAUCUAUAGGCCCUACAUUAUUUAUAAGAGUAGUUCUCUAGUAUCUAGGCCUAGACACUAUCUUUUUGGGACCAUAUUUUUAAAGAAUAUGAACAAAUGAUAGGCUUUUUGAAAAUUAUUUUAUAUAUUUCUUAAAUGUAGAGAUUUUUUUUCCUAGUGAUUUUCUACUAUUGUAAUACAAAUGUAAAUCUAGUUUAUACAAAAUAUGUGAGUCUUUUCUACUUGAACCUUCAGGAGAAUGUCUGUAUACAGUAUCACAUCCUUUAUCCGAACGUCAGUUAUCGGAAGCGUUAGAUAUUCGAACUGCCUUUUUUUUGUGACAGUAUCUAAGUGGUAGAUCCGCGAUUAUUUCUCUCAAUAAAGGGAGGCUACUUCUUAUAAAGCUUUGUGUCUUUGUAUAUUUUAAUUGCAUUUUAUGUUUAUUUACGGUGCGAUACCACAUAGCAAUUUUCUUCAUAUUGUUGGUGAACAGGACCGUUUAAAAUAUUCCGAAUUCGAUUAUCCGGACAGACCCGGUUCCCAAUUUAGGCCUAUGCGGAUAAUCGCCAUUCUACUGUAGUUCUAUUAUGACGUAAUAUAUGUCACUCGGGAGUAGUUCUAUUAUGACCUAAUAUAUGUCACUCGGGAGUAGUUCUAGAAUGACGUAAUAUAUGUCACUCGGGAGUAGUUCUAGAAUGACGUAAUAUACUACUUUGAAGUGGAUUCCUCAAGAGAAAGUCUCGAGAUAGACAUUUACUUUGCGAUACUCAUCAAUCUGUUGUCUGAAUGAAAUCUUCUCGGCCCGAAAACCAAAUCGCCAUAACUCGUGAUCUUUCUGAAAUUGUUAAUCAAAGUAAUUGGGUGGGGUGAGUGUGGGGGAAUGUCUGUUGAUGUAUUCAACAGUAGUGUCGUGUUGAAAUGUAGAAAUAAGGCUGUUUAGUGAAUUCAAAGUUUUUCACUUUUUCACUUAUGUAGAAAUAAGGCUGUUUAGUGAAUUCAAAGUUUUUCACUGAUGUUGAACUAAAGCUGUUUAGUGAAUUCAAAGUUGUUUUUUUCCACUGAUGUUGAACUAAAGCUGUUUAGUGAAUUCAAAGUUUUUUAGUCUCCAUGAGCUACUAAACAGUUUUGUUCCUAGAGUCUGUUCAAACAAUAGAUGGUCUGGUGGUAGAAUCAUUAAAACAAACCUCAAUGUGCAGAUGUUAAGUUUAAUUAGAUGUCGAAGUCAAUGAAAUAUUGCUAUCAGUAAAAUUCCUGUUUUUUAGAAUGUUUCCACCGAGUUAUAGAUCUAAGCUAUCAAGCUCUGGUCAGAAAUCGUUUUUGAAGUUGUAUAUUUAAAGAAAAGUUCUUUUGUGUUGGCUUUUAGAACUAUUUGUUUCCUAACAAAAAUCACGAUAAAAAACUCUCCUUUCCCUUUACCUCUCAUACCUUUCUUCGCUUGAUCUCAAUUUGAACCCACUUUCAAUUUCUACCCGCAGUUCCCUUGAAACUACACACCCGCAGUUCCCUUGAAACUACACACCCGCAGUUCCCUUGAAACUACACACCCGCAGUUCCCUUGAAACUACACACCCGCAGUUCCCUUGAAACCACACACCCACAGUUCCCUUGAAACUACACACCCACAGUUCCAUUGAAACUACACACCCUUGAAACUACACACCCACAGUUCCCUUGAAACUACACACCCACAGUUCCCUUGAAACUACACACCCUUGAAACUACACGCCCGCAGUUCCUUUAAAACUACACACCCGCAGUUCCCUUGAAACUACACACCCACAGUUCCCUUGAAACUACACCCCCGGAGUUCCCUUGAAACUACACACCGGCAGUUCCCUUGAAACUACACACCGGCAGUUCCCUUGAAACUACACACCCACAGUUCCCUUGAAACUACACACCCACAGUUCCCUUGAAACUACACUGACGCAGUUCCCUUAAAAAUACACACCCGCUGUUCCAUUAAAAAUACACACACGCAGUUCCCUUGAAAAUACACACCCGCUGUUCCAUUGAAAAUACACACCCGCUGUUCCAUUGAAAAUACACACCCGCUGUUCCAUUGAAAAUACACACCUUAUUUAUCACGUUUGGUUGUGUGUUUUCCAUGCAUAAAACUGUCACGUAAACCCUUCAUUUUGGCUCUAAUUUUUGUUUACAACUCACUCUGGUUAAAAGUCUGUACACGUCAUUUCUUCCACAUACAUUCUCCAAUCAAAUUGAAACUUAGCACGAUUAUUCAUUGGCAUAGUCAAGACACGAAUCAAUAAAAAAAACAAGAUUGCAAAGAGAGUUUGUGUUAUCACACAAACUCAGAUGCGGCCCCCGUCGGAUCCCUGUCGGAUCAGCCUAUUCGCAAGGAAUAUUCAAGACGUGAUUUUAUUUUGAUUGUCUAAAGUAAUAACGUUUCAAAGAUUUAUUUGCCGUUGUAAUUUUUUUCUGUCUUACAUGUUUAUGAUGUUCUUUCAAAAUUAAAGAUAAUUAACUUCCUUGUCCAAACCUCCCGCUGGACGACGGGGGAUGGCAGCGAGUUGGGUGUGAACCCGGGACCGUCCAUAUAAUCAGUCCAGCACGCUAACCGCACGACCAGGCAUUGCUGUUAACUUAAUAAUAAACUGGUUACAAACUAAUAGCCUAUUAUUGAUAUAGUGUGAUAUAUUACACAUUACGGCAUGACAUCUACCGGAUAUGUACAAUAUAUCAGACAAGCGAUUUUAGAUAAUCUUUCAGCAUUGAUUUGUAAUUGAAAAAAAAAAAAAGAAAAGAAUAGAUAUCUUGCUUGUAGGCCUACUUCGAUAUCUCAGCACAGUUACCGACAGAGCUACUGGCAUUUUUAUUUAAAUGGAACUAGAAUAACGAUGUAGAUCUACCUAAACUAAACUUCUGAUUUAGCACUCUUAAGAUUUAUAACUACUAGAUCUAGAUCUAAAAUAUAAAUUAGGAAUAAUUUGUAUGUAAUUAGAUUUAUGAAAAUAAAAAGCCUAGAUAAUCUAUCAAUAGACUGAAUGCAAUAUUAAAUUUAUAAAUAGUAGAUUAGUUUUAGUAUAUUAGGCUAUAGCAUUGCAAUAUUGAUCUAGACGUUUGGAAAUCAAAAUCUACACUUAGCCUAAAUUUAAGUCUAGAAAUUGAAAUUCUAUAUCUUGAUCUAGUCUAUAUCAUUUUAAACUAAAUGAUUCUAAUUAGAAUAUAAAUAUAGAUCUAGUUUAAAAAAUCUAGAUAUACUGUAAAAAAAUCUAGAUAUACUUUAAAAAAUCUAGAUAUACUUUAAAAAAUCUAGAUCUAGUUUUAAAAAUCUAGAUAAGAUCUUAAUCUAGCUACUAUGUUUUUUAAAAUACGAGUCAGAUAACGAGGUUUAAUAAACAUUACUAUACCGAAUUGAUUUAGCAUUUCAUUAAAAAAAUUAAUUCCAUAUGACGUCAAGGGAAAAAAUAUACUACGUCACACGGCCUAGUUAGACAAAAAAAUGCCUUCAUCAACUGGAGCCAGUUAUCGAGUGUUCAUAGACAUUGGUGAACCGAGUGAGUUCUUUUAGCAUUUCAUUUAAAGAAUUAAUUUCAUAUGACGUCAAAGAAAAAAAUCCACUACGUCACCCGGCCUAGUUAGAAUUAAAAAUGCCUUCAUCAAUACAAGCAAUUUUUCGAGGGUUCAUUGACAUUGGUGCACCGAGAUUUUUAGCAUUACAUUUAAAGAGUUUGAGUUUUUGGCACAUCGGCACAAUUUAGGCCAUGUCGUGCCCGUAAUCCUUUAAGGAUUACUCUCCCUUCAUAUCACCAGAGCUAAAUUCCAUACAGUUAAAUCAUUAAAAGCAAGAUCUAUUCAAAAGAAAAAAAAAUCCAUUACGUCAUAAUGGGCUAUACCAAAAAAAAUGUCUUUAUUAACACGAGAUAUUUAACGACAUUGGCACUGAGUUCAAUAGAAUUUAUUUAAAGAGGAUAAAAGCAGCAUUUUAGUGCGAUUUGUCUGUCAGUCUGUCUGUCCGUCAUGUUAAUAUAAAAAAAACACCUAAAAGCUAUUGAAAAUUUGAUUAACCUUUAAUUUUGUUUCGAAACAUCGCAAUAGUAUUAAUUAUAACGCAAUAGAUUUAAGUAUAUAUAAUAGAUUGUUCUGGAUGUUUGUAUAAAUAGUAAGAGAAAAAGAGAAUUCCAGAUAAAUGUAAUACCGUUAAUUAAAUUUUUGGGAUGGUCUUGUAAAAAAAUUAGAUGUACCACAGCCUUGUGGAGAGAUUUUCAAACCAUACUUUGGUGUUUGGAAGUUGUUUUUCUUAAAAACCGGAACAUACGAUUAACCAUACUUAGAUUUUGUAACGUUUUAGCUAGAAAAUUAAAUGUACUGUAAGAGAGAAGUGAGAUUUUACAAAAAAAAUAGUUAAAAUAUUUUUCAUAAAAAAAUCCGGAACAACAUUUUUUCGUGAAUGCGAAUAUUUUUUUAUUAUUAAUUAGAAGAAGGAUUUCAAACAAUUAUUUGGCGUUAGUAGAUUUUCAAUAUAAAAUUCGGAAAUUUCUCGCGACGAUUUUAAAGAAAAUGUAAGUAAUGUAGGUCAACUUCUUUUCAAAACAAAAUCCAGAACAUUCUUUAUCGAUUAAAAAACGUUUGUGUUUCAGCAAGAAAAAUAAUUGUAAAAAUAAGUCUAAAAAGUGAUUUUCAAUAAUCGUUUCUAGUAAAUUAUUUUCUUUUUUUUUUUAAAUCCUGAACAACCUAUAGUCGAUAUUUUUACAAUUUGUUUAAAGAUGAAAAUACGGAACAAUUUGAUAUCGAUAAUUAAACUAUAGUAACGUAUUGUCAAAGAAUAUAAGUGUAAUAUUAGUCAAUUGUGCGAUUUCAAACAAUCAUUUGACAUAAUUCAUUUUUUAUAAAACAAUACAAUUCAUUUUUACACUUAAUUUUACAGUCAGUAUAGAGAUUUUGAUUUAGCAUUAAUAUGCUAUUUACAUACAAAAACGGAACAACAUAUUAUUGAUAAUGUGGUUUUGCAACAUUUAAGCAUGGAAAUUAAAUGUAAUAUAGGUUAAAAGAGCAAACAAACAUUCGUUGGUAUUGAUUAGUUUUGCACAAAAACAUCCGGAACAAUCAAUUGUAGAUACUUAAAACUAUUGAGAUGUUACGGGGGGAACAUUAAAGGGUAAAUCAGAUUUUCAAUAGAUCAUAGAGUUAUUGUUUUUUUUUUAUUUAAACGUGACGGACAGACCGAUCGACCGAUAAAACGCACAAAAAUAAGCCUCUUUUAUUCUGAUGGGGGGUAUUAGACAAUAAAUAAAUAAAAUCUGAUUAUUUUUUAAAUUUUGAGGGAACUGAUAGCACCAUGUCUUGCAGCUGCUUGUCACGCUACUGCGCAAAAGUCGCUACAUAAAAAAUCCAUUUAAAAAAAUGUGCGUGAUAUUUAUAUACUAAUUGCAUCGCCUUUAUAAACAAACAUAAAUGUUUUCUUUUAAUUUUAGCAGCUAUUAGACCAGAAAAUACCUUUAACUAAUAUUUAUAUCUGUUGUGAUCAUUUCUAAUACAUUUUAUAAAUAUAUUUGACUUAGUGAUACUUAAAAUACACAAAAUACUAUCUUUCUUUGUUAACAUAUUGUAACAUUGCCUCACUUACAUUGACGUAAUUGUUUUAGAAUUGGUGUAUUUUUAUUUUAAAAAAUCGCUUGCAUAAUUAAUUUUAUAAACUAAACGGUUUGCUUUUAGAAAACCAAAAGUAGCCGUUGCACCUAAACUUUUCAAGCUGCAUCGCAUGGUGAAAUAAUAUUUUUCAUUUCUCUUCUAGUUUUCGAGAUCUGAGUAUGACAGACGGACAUUUUGCACAAACCUAAUAGCGGCUUUUUCCCUUACAGGGGCCGCUAAAAACAAAAAUUAACCAAUUAGUCAACUAAUUACUGGUAAUUAAUUAUUUUGUUUGAAAUCAAUCAGUAUUUACGUAAACUGUUUAAUAUGUAGGGUUUCGUCCUUUAGAUAAUCAUUAUGUUAAGUUUAAUUAUGUAUCGAUAACUGUACUCAUGCUCCAUAUCUUGACAAGAUAUGCUUUAUGUUACUAUUCAUCGUUAAAAGUGUAGGCACUAAAGGGAUGAAGCCAUUAUUUCGGAAAAUGUGUUCAAUUAGUAUUAGGACCUACAAUGUAGACUCUGUACACAAUUUUUGUUUAAACACGAAUCUCAGAGGGCCACUUUUAUAAGAGAAUAUUAAACUUUUAACAAUUUAACACGUGCUAUAGUGGCAUUCUUGAGGCUCUUUAGAUGACUUUGCCGGCCCAUUUGGGUACCGGGCAUUUGCCCCAAUCCCCAUAUAGUCCAUGCUUUUGAUACAUGUUUGUUGACCUGCUCUCAAUGCCCUAAAGUAGUCGCUACACAAGCAACUUUUUGAUUGUUGUGGUCAAUGAUUCAAUCAGACGUUUGCCAUGGCUACAUUAAGCUGUCGAGUUACACACUUGGUCAGCAACUAGAAAGAAUCUACAUUUCAAGCAACCAAACCUAUUUUAUGAAAAGCCUUUAGUUCUGGCCGUUUGGAACUGUCGGCCUGAUGGUCCUCCUGAGGUGCCCUCCUACAGUAGUCUACAGUCUGGCUUGCGCCAAGGGAUGUCAUCAUUUUCUAUUGGCAUCAUCCCCUUCAGUCCUGCUUGCGCCAAGGGAUGUAAUCAUUUACUUUGACGUCUGGCACUUACAAAAUAAAUCACAAUGAAAUAAAGUUUCUAACUGACCCAAAUAACUUUCCUUACAAAUUAAAUCACAAUGAAAUAAAGUUUCUAACUGACCCAAAUAACUUUCCUUUCAAAAUAAAUAAGAAGUUGCAACAAUGAAAAUAUUGCAGUGCAUAGUGUUCUAUUCAUUAACUACCUUAGAAAACACCUCUUUCAUCAUUCCGUUAAGAUUUCCUCUAAUUCUUCUCUUCAAGUCUCCAUAUACACCCUCUUCCUCUCUCUGUGUCCGUCUCUCUCUCUCUCUCUCCCUCUCUUUGCUGCUCGCAAUCUUUUAAAAAUAAGCACAAAAUUAAAACUUAAUAAAAAAAAAACACAAAUCUUAUCUAAGGGAAAAACUCCACUUUUACAGUCAAACACACACACACACACACACCUAUAUAUAUAUAUACAGUGUUGUUGUUUUUUUUAAAUAGGUGCCGGUACUCUGUGAUGGAUUGCCUAACUUUUAAUUACACGGUACUCAUAAAUUAAUAAUAAACGUCGUUAGAAUGCAAAGAAAAAGUUAAAAAAAUUUCCCCACAUUGAAAAGGGGCCGUCACAAGAAAAGCACUGUAUAUAUAUAUAAGUGUGUGUGUGUGUGUGUUUGACUGUAAAUGUGGAGUUUAUAUAUAUAUAUAUAUUCACUAUUGUAUUUUUUUUUUCACUUUCAAUAUUAAACAAAAUUAAUACAACACAGAACGAAUGACUUGAUUACAACAAAGAACGAAUGACUUGAUUACAACAAAGAACGAAUGACUUGAUUACAACAAAGAACGAAUGACUUGAUUACAACAAAGAACGAAUGACUUGAUUACAACAAAGAACGAAUGACUUGAUUACUACACAGAACGAAUGACUUGAUUACAACAAAGAACGAAUGACUUGAUUACAACACAGAACGAAUGACUUGAUUACUACAAAGAACGAAUGACGUGAUUGCAACACAGAACGAAUGACUUGAUUAACUCAAGCUUGGAACAAUUCAAAGCUAUCUAAAUAUGUCAAACAAUUUACAAUUAAUUAAAGCUAAACAUGGACAUCGUUAGGCCGCCCGCUUGGUGAAUGCCACCAUUUCUAGAAAUACAGAUUUUACCCUAUAUAUUGGAGUUUUUUUAUCGAUGCAGUAUGUAACGGUGCAUGUUGAAAGAAAAGUUUUCACAGUCAAUAUUUCAACCAGGCGCGUGUGUGUGUGUGUAUCUUUGAACUUAGAGAAUCGAGUUCAUUAUUAUUUAUAGAUUUAUUUAGACCAGGUCGCAGCUUCAAUGGUGUGUCUAUUUGUUUGUUGCUUACUUGAGAUAGUUACCGUUCAUGAUUAGGAGAAAAGGUUAUUGAUAUGAGUAGGCCUACAUGAGACUUUUUUUUUCUGAUCCAUACACUAGCGUUCAAAGCCCGUUGGUUCCCAGGAUAUGUACUGUUUAUUUUGAUCCCCUUUUUGUUUUAUGAAUCAGAAGAUCCCCCCAUUCCUUUUUUUAAAUUGCUUCCUUCGCACCUACUCCCUCUCCCACAACCCACAAAGCUGUUUGACAGGAACACUCUCCAUUCUACAGAGCUGUUAUCAACUCUGUCUGUCUACUGAAAAGUGUGUACAUGUUAUUUCUGUAUAUUACACGUUACACACCAAAUCUCGGAUCUAGCUGAAAUUUUGCACAAUUAUUUCUUUAACAUAACAAAACAAGAAUCUAUUCAAAAAAAAAAAUGAAUGACUUAAUUAGCUAUUGGUAAUUAGUUAUUUGGUUCGGUAUCUCGAACAAGGGAAAGAAAUUUUACUUGACUGAUGUGGUGGUAUAAAUUGAAUUAGUCCCCUUUAUACUUUGUAAACAGAAAAGUUUGAAAUUAACAAAAGAUAACUAUAAAACCUUCUAUUUUAUUAAGCACUUCCCUGGCACAGUGGUUAGUUUAUUGACUUGAGGAAGCUUUAGCAUUAAAAUGUGAUCACCCAGAUACCCCCUCCCACCCAUCCCUUUCCAACUGGUCCUGACAAGUAAUACGAUCACAAUGUAGUGAGAAAGUAAUACGAUCACAACAUAGCGAGAAAGCUAAAAACGUGAAAUUGCGCUAAGCAAAAACUAUUGGUAAAAAUAUUUGUAAUCGCACAGAUUUAUAAUUGUUAGUCUAGAGUUAUUACAAAUUUAAUUACAUGACAGAUCCACAGUAAUUGAUACAACUACGCUUAAUAUAAGCUUUUCUUUUUUUUUUUAAGUAUUUGGUAUGUUUUCUUUAUAUCAACUCACUCUGUCUGUCUGGUAAAAAGUUAUUUCUUCCAUUGUUUUAUAUUGAAUAAGGGGAAUAACUUCUACAUUAUUGAGAGAUAUAUUUGUCAGUGUGAAGCUCUUCCUCAUAGAUAAGGUUUGUCUUUAAAAAAACAUAUUUUGCUUGUUUAGCAUUGACUUCAGAUGCCGAAGUAAAGGAGGGAGAGGGGGGUGGGAUAUUCUUACUUUAUUAUCAAGCAUCCUGUUUUGGCUUGACUGGGUGCAUGUCCUUGAGAAUGGCUCCAGACAGAUGAUGGAGGACAGGGUUCGAUCCAUGGAACGUUGAGUCAGCAGUCUAGAGCGCCUUAACGUUGUACCAAAGAAACAUCUAUAAGCGGAAGGUGGACGGGUGGAGACAAAUGUGAAUUGAAUUCAAUGACUAAAAUUUGGUGUGUGGAGGGGGGGGGGCGAUAGACAUUGGAUCUUGUCAAAAAACUCGAAGGAUGCAAAACAAAAUUCAGGGGGGGGGGGUAUCCCUAUUUUUGUGACAGUAGAUGCCCAAAAAGGGGGGGGGAGGGGGGUUCUUUCUAGUAAAAGGAAACAUUAUAUACCCAGGGAUCAAUUAAUGGGCCGGUGUUCAAUGCUAGUAAAAGGAAACACUAUAUACCCAGGGAUAAAUCAAUGGGCCGGUGUUCAAUGCUAGUAAAAUAUAAAUUCAAUGAUCUCAAAAAGAACAAUUCAUUUAAAAGUGUGUGACUAACAAAACGUUUCUAAUCCAUUGAAAGGCUGCGGUCCUGAUGUUUGUCUUGGAUACAAAGUUCAAAUUCAAUGUUCAUAUUUUUCGUCCACAGCAACUGGGAGAAUCGGUGAUGAGUUAAGAAUAAAAUUUAGAUUAAAAUAAGUUUUCUAAAUAGAAUUUAAUCUUGAUUCAAGAAAUACUCAACUAAUAUGAAAAAUGUUUUGUUUUUAAAAGACAAUCCUUUACACAGCUGAUCAGCCUUUGUAAAAGCGAUUAUUUUGCUCUAAAUAACUAAUGAAUGAUUUUAAAAAAUAAAUGGAACAUUUUUUACCACCCCACAACCCCCAAAAAAUCCUGAUGAGGCGAAUGUCUAGAUCUAUUCAGAACAUCUCCACUCCUACUGCUGGUUAGGCGAAUGUCUAGAUCUAUUCAGAACAUCUCCACUCCUACUGCUGGGCCUAUAAAUCCAGACUUGGAAGUGCGCACAAUGGUUCUGAACGUCUUUUGUUAUUUCUUUGACUUUAUAAUGAAGACUUGCGGGAAUACCCGCUGACGUAGGCAUGUUCAAGAUCAAAUCUACUUCAGACCUCAUUUAAUUAUUAUAUUAUUCUACUUACAACCAGAUUUCUCCAUGUUUGACCAAUUAGCAAAUGAUUCUUCUCACAAAAAAUAUAGGCUACAUAAACUGUUCAAUGUCUAUGAAAAUCUUUAGAGACGUUCUCGAGAACUGUGUCAGGGCAGGUUUUCGUUUCCUUUUCCCAUAAAUAAUGUGCCAGCUAAAUAGAGGACUAAUAACAAUGGCACUACUAUUAGUUCCUAAUACUCCUCUUUAUUUCCCUUUUUCAAAUUCUCGAAUGAAACUCUUUUUAAAGCGUUAACUUUCCUGAUGAACUAGUUUUCACACUAUUCAUUGUCUGGCAUUGUUUGUUUCCUUAUUUGUUUUUUCUUGGUCCAUAUUUUGUCUGUAUUGUUAAACGACUUGACAAUAUUUACAUUAUUCAAUUCUAGUCACGUUUUCACAUUUUAAAUAAUUCCAACUUUUCUUGAUAUUUUUAUUAAACAUAUUUUACAAUU